Mollisia scopiformis is the source of this 1002-nucleotide messenger RNA. RefSeq lists its product as uncharacterized. The coding region runs from base 447 to 959 and encodes 170 amino acids. The transcript is spliced from 3 exons. The record is from RefSeq and is a predicted model, not a curated record. NCBI's taxonomy places the organism in Eukaryota, Fungi, Ascomycota, Leotiomycetes, Helotiales, Mollisiaceae.
CCAUAUCAUAUUAAUUACUACCUACGACAAACAUUCUACUAAUGGGUGCGACAAUGUCUUCGCAUGGAGAAAACUCCCAUACUAAGAGCGUGCGUUCUCUAACUGCGCCUCUAUUCAAAUGGAGAAGAUUCGACGAUAAGAUUCACGAUCUCAAUAUCACCAUCGAAAGAUCUCCUUCCCAGUCAUCUCCAUUGUCGAACCUACCUUUAGAACUUCGAGAACAGAUAUACAGCUAUGUAUUUCAUGAUCAUACCAACAACCAAGACUGCGAAGACUUCCACCUCGGGUUGGGCAAUCUAGGUUGCAGAUGUGGGAAAGGAUUAUCUCGUUCGAAUUAUUUCUUCUACAACGAGACUCGAAUCCGAUAUUACGAAUGUGCCAGAUUUGUCUUCACAACACCUGAAGCCUGUAAGAAUUUCCUCGGAAUUGGCAGGAUCACGAAAAACAUGGGCAACCUCUCGAUCGCAUACAAGGAUGAAUAUGCAGAAUCGUCUCUGCUUCGGCCGAUAUUCAAGGAGCUAGUAUUUUCCUCCAGUUUGGAAAGUCUACACCUGCGUAUCAAAGAGGAUCCGCUUCUGAGAAGACGACCUUUGCCUCCUAUAUAUAUGCCAACCGUUGACAAGGCUUUGCAAGCUCAGAAGUACGACCUACUGUUGCGUCCCUCGAGACAUCCGUUGUCGGACCUGAAGUGUCUUCGAGCACUGGUGGUGCAAGGCCAGCCCCAACAUGAAAUCGAAGAGGCCCUUCUCAAGCUAAAUUUUAAGAUCGAAGAUCUAGCGAAGAAGGAAGGAAAGUCUCUCCUAACAAAAUGCCAAUGGCGUCCAGCUUUUGGAGAAUGGUUCUAUGAAAUCAAAAUUAUCGACCCCAUCCAUGGACGACACGUCAGCCCUUUCGACGACCCAUUAUUGGAUCAAACAGAGCCUUUUGUUAUCGAGCAGACAAGCUUCGCUUUCAAUUGACAAGGUAGCUGUCCAAGGACAAAGUCUAUAUUUGCGGAAUAAU